Melospiza melodia melodia is the source of this 6672-nucleotide messenger RNA. RefSeq names its product dual serine/threonine and tyrosine protein kinase (gene DSTYK). Gene Ontology annotation, cellular component: cytoplasm. The transcript is spliced from 13 exons. Lineage: Eukaryota; Metazoa; Chordata; Aves; Passeriformes; Passerellidae. Gene Ontology annotation, molecular function: ATP binding; protein kinase activity. The record is from RefSeq and is a predicted model, not a curated record. Bases 94 to 3570 code for a protein of 1158 amino acids. Gene Ontology annotation, biological process: protein phosphorylation; negative regulation of apoptotic process; positive regulation of ERK1 and ERK2 cascade.
CCUCGGGGACGUUCCUCCCCGAACGGCGGCAGCCUGGCAGGGCCCGAGAGCUGCCCGCGGUGGGGAGGGGAUAGCGGGGCGGACCCGGAGGACAUGGAGGGCGAGGAGGCCCCGUCAUGGCGGGGUCCCGGCGGGGCCGUGCGGGAGCUCUGCCGCUCUUUCGGCCACUACAACCGGCACCUGGCGAGGCUGCAGCACAACCUGCGAGAGACCAAGAGGUUCUUCCGCGACGUCAAGUUCUCCCAGGGACAUCCCUUCGCCUUGGCGCCCGCCGGUGACGGCCCCCGCUCCGCCUGGGAUGGGGAUGGGGGUCCCGGGGACGGCGGCCCCAGCCCGGUGUCGUUCCCCCGGCACGAGGAGGAGCAGCUGCAGCGCUCGGUGAGCUGGAGGCCGUGCCUGCUGAUCCUGGGCCAGAACUGCCGUGCCAAGGGGCACCUGCUCAACACCCUGCUGGGCCAGGAGCUGCUGCCCACCCCUGGCACUGCCACCCAGGAGCCGCUGCCCACCCCUGGCACUGGCACUGGCACCCAGGAACUGCUGCCCAGCCCUGGGACGGGCACCCAGGAACUGCCGCCUGGGGCUGGCACUGCCACCAAGGAACUGCUGCCCACCCCUAGGACUGGCACCCAGGAACUGCUGCCCAGAGCUGGCACCCAGGAAUUGCUGCCCAGAGCUGGCACCCAGGAAUUGCUGCCCAGAGCUAGCACUGCCACCAAGGAGCUGCUGCCUGCCACUGAGACUGGCACUGAGGACCUGCUUUCGACCCCUGAAGCUGGCACUGCCACCAAGGAACUGCUGCCUGGGGCUGACACUCCAGAGCUGCUGCCCACCCCCAGGGCUGACACUCCAGAGCUGCUUUCUACCCCUGGCACUGUCACCGAGGAGCUGCUGCCCACCCCCAGGGCUGGCAUGGACACUGAGGAGCUGCUGCCCACCCCUGGGACUGGCACUGAGGAGCUGCUGCCCAUUGCUGAGGCUGCCACUGAGGAACUGCUGCCCAUGGCUGGCACCACAGAGCUGCUUCCCACCCCUGGCACAGGCACUGAGGAGCUGCUGCCCACCCCUGGGAGUGGCACAGGCACUGAGGAGCUGCUGCCCACCCCUGGCACUGUCACUGGCACCGAGGAGCGGUGCCGGCGCCGCCGCGUUCGCUUCACGCACGGGGCGCGGCCGCGGCUGAGCCUGGCACUGCCCGGGCAGUACGAGCUGGUGCAGGCGCUGGUGGCACACAGCGGGCACUGGGACACCAUCCCCGAGCAGGACCUGCAGGUGCCAGGGGACGCCGAGGAUCCCGCACAGAGGGUGGCAGAGCUGGAGGUGGUGCUGCCCUGCGCGCUGCUCAAGGAAGUGGACAUCGUGGUGGCUCCAUGCCGAGGCUUCCAGUCAGCUGAGUCCACCCUGGCCGAGUUUGUGGACCAGGUGCUGCCCGUUGUCACCUUUGCCAUCAGCGAGCCCCAGCUGUCCCCGUCGGACCAGGCAGAACUUCGGCAAAUCAAACAAAAAUUCUCCCUCCCCAUCUUCUUCCUGCGAAUCCCCGAGGCCGGCGGCGAGCUGAGCUCUCCCAAAAACCCUCCCAAGGACAACAAAUCCCACCCUAAGGACGACAAAUCCCACCCCAAGGACACCAAAUCCCACCCCAAGGACACCAAAUCCCAGCUCCACCUGCAGCUGCUGGAUCUGGAGUACCUGAGCCCCUCGAGCCCCUGCGGCUGCGGCGCUCCCGGCUCCUCCAUGCUGGUGGAGCAGCUGGAGAAGCUGAGGCUGCUGAGCUCCUUCUCCAGGCAGGUGCUGCAGCAGCACCUGGUGGAGGCAGCCACGAGGCUGAGCGAGGUUCACGGGCGCUGCCUCAACAUCUUCAUCAACCAGGCCUUCGACAUGCAGAGGGACCUGCAGAUCACCCCCAAGAGGUUGGAGUACACGCGCAGGAAGGAGAACGAGCUCUACGAGUCGCUGAUGGGCAUCGCCAACCGCAAGCAGGAGGAGAUGAAGGAGAUGAUCGUGGACACGCUGGGGAAUAUGAAGGAGGAGCUGCUGGAGGAUGCUGCCACUAUGGAGUUUAGAGACAUCAUCAUCCCCGAGAGCGGCGAGCCCGUCAGCUCCAAGGACAUCAAGCGCUGCAUCCAGCAGAUCCAGGAGCUGAUCAUCUCCAGGCUGAACCAGGCUGUGGCCAACAAGCUGAUCAGCUCCGUGGAUUACCUGAGGGAGAGCUUCGUGGGCACCCUGGAGCGCUGCCUCAAGAGCCUGGAGGAGUCCUGGGAGGGCUCCGUGCACCCGCCCCGGGGGCUGGAGAAACCCCGCGAGGGAUCCGUGCACAUCACCAGCAACUAUCUCAAACAGAUCCUGAAUGCAGCUUAUCACGUGGAGGUCACGUUCCACUCGGGUUCAACAGUGACCAGGAUGCUGUGGGAACAGAUCAAACAGAUCAUCCAGCGGAUCACGUGGGUCAGCCCCCCGGCCAUCACCAGCGAGUGGAAGAGGAAGGUGGCCCAGGACGCCAUCGAGAGCCUGAGCGCCUCCAAGCUGGCCAAGAGCAUCUGCAGCCAGUUCCGCACGCGCCUCAACAGCUCCCACGAGGCCUUCGCCGCCUCCCUGCGCCAGCUGGAGGACGGCCACUCGGGCCGGCUGGAGCGCACCGAGGACCUGUGGCUGAGGGUGAGGAAGGAGCACGCGCCCCGGCUGGCCCGGCUCUCCCUGGAGAGCAGAUCCCUGCAGGACGUGCUGCUGCACGGGAAGCCCAAGCUGGGCAGGGAGCUGGGCCGAGGCCAGUACGGGGUGGUGUACCUGUGUGACAGCUGGGGGGGACACUUCCCCUGCGCCCUCAAAUCCGUCGUCCCUCCGGAUGAGAAGCACUGGAACGACCUGGCACUGGAAUUUCACUACAUGAGGUCCCUGCAGUCCCACGAGAGGCUGGUGCACCUGCAUGGCUCCGUUAUUGAUUAUGGCUAUGGAGGAGGCUCCAGCAUUGCUGUGCUGCUGAUCAUGGAGAGGCUGCACAGGGACCUCUACACGGGGCUGAAGGCUGGGCUGGAAUUGGAGCCACGGUUGCAGAUUGCGUUGGAUGUGGUGGAAGGGAUCCGGUACCUGCACAGCCAGGGCUUGGUGCACAGGGACAUCAAACUCAAAAAUGUCCUGUUGGACAAAAAAAAUAGGGCCAAAAUCACAGAUUUGGGGUUCUGCAAACCCGAGGCGAUGAUGUCUGGCAGCAUCGUGGGCACCCCCAUCCACAUGGCUCCCGAGCUCUUCACAGGGAAAUAUGACAAUUCCGUGGAUGUUUAUGCCUUUGGGAUCCUGUUCUGGUACCUCUGCUCGGGCCAUGUGAAGUUACCUGAGGCUUUUGAGAGGUGUGCAAGCAAAGAUCACCUGUGGAACAACGUCAGGAGAGGGGUGCGCCCGGAGCGGCUCCCGGUGUUUGACGAGGAAUGCUGGCAGCUGAUGGAGGCGUGCUGGGACGGGGACUCCUCGCAGCGGCCUCUGCUGGGCAUCGUGCAGCCCAUGCUGCAGGGAAUCAUGGACAGGCUCUGCCGGCCGCCCCCCGAGCACCCCCACAAGGGCCUGGAUGACUCCACCUGAGCGGGAAGCGGCGCGGGAUUGCGGGAAUUGAGGCGGGAAUUGGGCAAUUCCAGCCCCGGGCCUGGCGCGGAGCUGCGGGGACAGGGAGGGGCUCCGGGGGGGACAGCUCCGUCCCUGUGGAAUUGUGUGGGACAGGGGGGUGACAGCUCCAUCCUAAUCCUGUUAUCCCUAUAGAAUUGUGUGGGCCAGGGGGGUGACAGCUCCGUCCCAAUCCUGGUAUCCCUAUGGAAUUGUGGGGAACGGGGAGGGGCUCUGGGGGGGACAGCUCCAUCCCUAUGGAAUUGUUUGGGACAGGGGGGUGACAGCUCCAUCCCAGUCCCACCCUAUGGAAUUGUUUGGGACAGGGAGCAGCUCUGAGGGCUGGCAGCUCCAUCCCAAUCCCACCCUAUGGAAUGGUUUGGGACAGGGUGGUGACAGCUCCAUCCCAAUCCUGUUAUCCCUAUGGAAUUGUGUAGGACAGGGGGGUGACAGCUCCAUCCCAAUCCUGGUAUCCCUAUGGAAUUGUGGGGGACAGGGAGGGGCGCCAUGGGGGACAGCUCCAUCCCAAUGCCACCCUGUGGAAUUGUUUGGGACAGGGGGGUGACAGCUCCGUCCCAAUCCUGUUAUCCCUAUGGAAUUGUGGGGGACAGGGGGGUGACAGCUCCAUCCUAAACCUGUUAUCCCUGUGGAAUUGUGGGGGACAGGGAGGAGCUCCAGAGGGUGACAGCUCCAUCCCAAUCCCACCCUAUGGAAUUGUUUGGGAUGGGGAUAACAGCUCCAUCCCAGUCCUGUUAUCUCUAUGGAAUUGUUUGGGAUGGGGAUAACAACUCCAUCCUAAUCCUGGCUGGUAUCCCUAUGGAAUUGUGUGGGGCAGGGGGGGCUGGGUGACAGCUCCAUCCCAAUCCCAGCCUAGUAUCCCUCUGGAAUUAUUUGGGAAUGGGGGGCACUUAUGAGGGUGACAGCUGCAUCCCAACCCUGUUAUCCCUAUGGAAUUAUUUAGGACAGGGAGAGGCUCUGAGGGGGCUCAGGGGAGUGGCAGCUCUAUCCCAAUCCCACCCUGGUAUCCCUAUGGAAUUGUUUGGGACCGGGACUGACAGGGUCCAUCCCAGUCCUGUUCUCCCUGUGGAAUUGUGUGGGACAAGGGGGAAUUCAUGGGGGUGACAGCUCCAUCCCAAUCCUGGUAUCCCUAUGGAAUUGUGUGGGACAGGGGGGAACUCAUGGAAGUGACAGCUCCACCCCAAUCCCACCCUGUUAUCCCUCUGGAAUUCUGUGGGACAGGAGGGUGGCAGCUCCAUCCCAAUCCCACCCUAUGGAAUUGUUUGGGAUGGGGAUAACAGCUCCAUCCCAAUCCUGGUAUCCCUAUGGAAUUGUGGGGGACAGGGAGGAGCUCAGAGGGGUGGCAGCUCCAUCCUAAUCCCACCCUAAAGAAUUCUGUGGGACAGGGGGGGUGACAGCUCCAUCCUGAUCCUGUUCUCUUUAUGGAAUUGUUUGGGACAGGGGGGAACUCAUGGGGGUGACAGCUCCAUCCUGUUCUCCCUCUGGAAUUGUUUGGGACAGGGGGGUGACAGCUCCAUCCCAGUCCCACCCUGUUAUCCCUAAAAUAUUCUGUGGGACAGGGGGGGUGACAGCUCCAUCCCAAUCCCACCCUGUUAUCCCUAAAAUAUUUUGUGGGACAGGAGGGUGGCAGCUCCAUCCCAAUCCCACCCUAUGGAAUUGUUUGGGUUGGGGAUAACAGCUCCAUCCUAAUCCUGUUCUCCCUCUGGAAUUGUUUGGGGACAGGGGGGUGACAGCUCCAUCCUAAUCCCACCCUGUUAUCCCUAAAAUAUUCUGUGGGACAGGGGGGUGACAGCUCCAUCCUAAUCCCACCCUGUUAUCCCUAAAAUAUUCUGUGGGACAGGGGAGUGACAGCUCCAUCCCAGUCCCACCCUGUUAUCCCUAAAAUAUUCUGUGGGACAGGGGAGUGACAGCUCCAUCCCAGUCCCACCCUAUGGAAUUGUUUGGGUUGGGGAUAACAGCUCCAUCCUAAUCCUGUUCUCCCUCUGGAAUUGUUUGGGGACAGGGGGGUGACAGCUCCAUCCCAAUCCCACCCUGUUAUCCCUAAAAUAUUCUGUGGGACAGGGGGGUGACAGCUCCAUCCCAAUCCCGUUCUCCCCAUGGAUUCGAGGGAUGGAAGCCUCAAACCCUUUGCCAACCCCACCCCAAGCCCUGGGAGGGAUCCAUGGGAUGGGAAAAUCCCUUCCCAAAGCCCCAAGAGAACCAUCCUGCUCCUCCCUCUGCCUUUGGCAGCAAUUCCAGGGGAGAGGAAGGAAAAAGCCCCAAACUUUAGGAUAAGGAAAUUUUGGGGAGCUCCAAGGAGCUGGAAAUGUUUACAUGGACAGGAGCAAAGCUUCCAUUUAUUAUUUUUUUUUCUAUGGGGACUUGGAAAACCCCACUGGAUAAGCUAUUGAUCCCUAAUCCCACAUUUUCCUCCUCUUUUUCCCCCUCUCCUUUGCUUCCUUCAAUUUCUUGGAAUGGCUGGAGAAACCUUCCCUCGCUUCCACACUGCAUUCCUCAGAGGUUCCGCUUUGUACCACCACAAAAAUCCUUCAAAAUAUUGAUUUUUCCAUGGGGAAAAGUGCCAAAAUUCCUUUAAAAUCAGGAUUUGGGGCUUGAAAUUCAUGGGAUUGUCAUGGCAAGUUUUAAAUUGGGCUGAGUGUGCACAGGAAUAUUUAAAAAAUGAGGAUUUUCCAGCUUUUUUCUCCAAGUUGAACGGGAAGAAAGAUCUUUCCUUCUUCCCCUCACUUUCACUCCAGGGCUGGAAUUUGGUUGGAAAAAAUUAAAAAAAUGGGGAUAGGGAAGAGGGGAAUCCUGGACAAGGUUGUUUCUCCCAAAUUCCUGGAAUUUUUCCUGCAUUUUUGGGGUGGAAUUGGAGCAGGAGAUGCCCCUUGGUGGCUCCAUGAGGAACUGAGGAGUUGGGAAUUCUCCAGCUGGAGUUCCCAGGGAAGGUUGGAAUUCCUUGGCUGCAAUUCCAGCUGGCCAAGGAUGGCUUCAGUGGGAAUCUUUUCCUUUCUUUGUGCAAUAAAAUGGAUUCAGGAGCUUUUUAUGGAGGAAAGAAAAAUAAUAAAAUGGCUUUUUUUUGGUUUA